Truncatella angustata is the source of this 1373-nucleotide messenger RNA. Its product is annotated as chromosome segregation protein Spc25-domain-containing protein. The coding region runs from base 272 to 1051 and encodes 259 amino acids. Gene Ontology annotation, biological process: chromosome segregation. The transcript has 2 exons. Gene Ontology annotation, cellular component: Ndc80 complex. Lineage: Eukaryota; Fungi; Ascomycota; Sordariomycetes; Amphisphaeriales; Sporocadaceae. The record is from RefSeq and is a predicted model, not a curated record.
CUUCCAUAUCCUAAGGUUACAUAUUUUACAGUAGACUGACCUAACCUUUGUGCCCCGCACUGAUGGAGCCUAGCAACCCAUCGGCGCAAGUAAACAAAGGCACCGACAGCCCUGCAACUUGCAACUUGCAACUUGCAACAUUCAAGCCCGCAUGAAUUUCAUAUGAAGCCUUCGCAUCACAGCACAUCAUCGGCAACAGCUUAAACCACGACAUCGAGGAGUAUACCAACAACAACAAUAAGUUAAGGCAAGCAUACGGUAGCCGACCAAUAUGGCAUCAGUAUUCGAGCCUUCCAUGUCUGCAAGCUUGAGUCGCCAGCUCCCAAUCUCUGCGACAGCACCCUCGAUGGCCGACUCGCUGCCCGACAUAAACUUUGGCUUCGACGAUCUACGCGAUCGCAUGGCCAAGUUCACCGCCAAGUUCGACGCAUUCAUCGAGCAAGGCCGCAAGCGCGUACUCGAAGAGCGCAACCAGUUCCGGAUGAAUGUCGCAGAAUUGCAAGAGGAUCAACGCAUGAAGAAGAAGGACAUCGAGAUCUUGCAGCUCAAGACCUCGACGCAUCAACAGACCAUAUCCAAAGAAGCCGCCGAGACGCGCGAAAUGCAGGCCGCGAUCGCCUCCUUGACUCAGCAGCGCGACAAGAAUCAGGAACACCGCGAUACGCUCAAGCAGCAGAUCGCCGAGACGCAGAAAGAGAUUGACGCAAAAUUGGCUGCUCAGCGUGCGCAUGCUGCGUACAUGGAGACACAGUCGCGGUUCAACGUCCCCGAGUUAGACUUCUGGAUGUCCAAUCUGUGCAUGAAGAUAGAAGGCGCAGGCCAGACAGACAGGUUAAAAUUCGUAUAUAGCCAUGUGGACGAAAGGGACUGGGAACGAGAAGCUUAUUUUGAGCUGUGCACGGGUUCUAGGGACUACGACGUGAGGCACUGCCGUCCAAAAUUGGAGAGAGAGAAGGUUGAACGGGUACUGGAAAAGGUCAACGAGACGAGAGAGCUUACUACACUGUUGAAAGGAAUGAGGGAACUAUUUGUUGAGGCGAUGAAGGGGUAGGCGGAGGAAUAUGGACAACCUAGCAGACUUUGAAAGAGUAUUUGAACACUCUCUUUCAUCUUGUGUCGGGUGCCAUGCAUCAUACAACUGUUCACACUUUUCUCCCAUACUUUCUGGAUACACAUACUGGCAGGCCAUACCAAAGUUGCCAGGACUGUAGUGGUUCUUGCUCUCCAGGUUGGAAGAUUUGCAAUACUAUUAUUAAGAGCAAACGCCUUAAGCAUAGGAUUUGGUGGUUCCAUUUGAGUGUCUUGACUAAGCUUUCACAGCUUGCAUACCAUGGAGAUUGGAAUGAUAGAACAUUGAUCAUUGUAUUAAUUCU